Molecule: messenger RNA, 1971 nt
Organism: Sitodiplosis mosellana (orange wheat blossom midge)
Lineage: Eukaryota; Metazoa; Arthropoda; Insecta; Diptera; Cecidomyiidae
Gene: TyrRS
Product: tyrosine--tRNA ligase, cytoplasmic
Exons: 8
Coding region: 235-1815 (526 amino acids)
Biological process (GO): tyrosyl-tRNA aminoacylation
Molecular function (GO): ATP binding; tRNA binding; tyrosine-tRNA ligase activity
Source: RefSeq, a predicted model, not a curated record
AAAUAAUUUCGUCAUUUCAAAAGAAGUAUAAUGUUAAGAUAAGAAGGCAAUAAAUGAGUAUCAAUAAUUUCAAGGAAAUAAUUGAUGAGAUCGUGAUUGAGUCUUUGGAAAAUCCACAAUAAAGGCGAAAAAAAUAGACAGUGCAUGUGCGAAUUCAGUGUGUGACAAGUCACUGAUGAUCGUUUCUCUCCUUUCACUGGACAAAAGUUAACCGAGAUUUUGAUAGCAACAAAAAUGGCAUCAACACCAAGCGUUGACCAGAAAAAAGAGUUAAUUACUCGUAAUUUACAAGAGUACUUGGGCGAUGAUAAAUUGACGGCAAUUUUAAAGGAACGUGAUUUGAAAAUUUACUGGGGCACGGCAACAACAGGUAAACCUCAUGUCGCUUACUUUGUCCCAAUGUCAAAAAUCGCCGAUUUCCUUCGAGCUGGCUGCGAGGUUACAAUUUUGUUUGCUGACUUGCAUGCUUAUCUGGACAAUAUGAAGGCUCCAUGGUCGCUGCUCGAAUUGCGUACACAGUAUUAUGAGGCUGCCAUUAAAGCAAUGCUGAAAUCCAUCGGUGUUCCAAUUGAAAAGCUGAAGUUUGUGAAAGGAACUGACUAUCAGCUGUCGAAAGAAUACACAUUAGAUGUUUACAAACUUACAUCAGUGGUUACACAACAUGACGCGAAAAAAGCCGGCGCCGAAGUUGUCAAGCAAGUUGAAUAUCCGCUGUUGUCUGGCCUUCUGUAUCCCGGUUUACAAGCACUCGACGAAGAAUAUUUGAAGGUUGAUGCUCAAUUUGGCGGGGUCGAUCAACGGAAGAUCUUCACAUUCGCCGAAAAGUAUUUGCCUCAGUUGGGCUACGAAAAGAGAAUCCAUUUGAUGAAUCCAAUGGUGCCUGGUUUGGCUGGAGGUAAAAUGUCUUCGUCAGAAGAAGAUUCAAAAAUUGAUCUGCUGGACACACCAGCUGGCGUGAAGAAGAAGCUCAAGAAAGCAUUCUGUGAACCAGGCAAUAUUGAGGACAACGGUUUACUUUCAUUCGUUAAACACGUCAUUUUCUCACUUUUCAAAGACGGAGAAGGUUUUGUGGUUAGCCGCAAACCAGAGUUUGGUGGAGAUGUCACCUUUACCACAUAUCAAGAGCUGGAAACAAGCUUUGCUAAGGAAGAAUUGCAUCCGGGUGAUUUCAAACUAGCCGUUGAAACCUACAUCAAUCGAUUACUCGAUCCAAUUCGUGCUGAAUUCAACACACCUGAACUCAAAGCAUUGAGUGCAAAAGCCUAUCCACCACCAGCUAAAGAAACAGCAAAGAAAGGUGCUCCAGCUGCCGCAGAACCAGUUGAAGAUGGGCCACAUCGUCUUGAUAUUCGCGUUGGUAAAAUUGUUGAAGUGUCGAAACACCCGGAUGCCGAUAGUUUGUACGUGGAAAAAAUCGAUUUGGGUGAGGCGGUGCCACGAACUAUCGUCAGCGGUUUGGCCAAGUGGAUUCCAAUUGAGCAGAUGGAAAAUCGUUUAGUAGCAGUUCUGUGCAAUUUAAAACCGGCUAAAAUGCGUGGUGUUGAAUCACAAGGCAUGGUUUUGUGUGCAUCAGCUGCAGAAGCCGUUGAACCAUUGAAAAUUCCAUCGGGAGUUGCUCCAGGUGAUCGGAUCACAGUCGAUGGAUACAAAGGCACACCCGACGUGCAAUUAAACCCGAAGAAAAAGGUUUGGGAGAAAUUGCAAGCCGAUCUCAAGACCAACGCCAACGGAGAGGCCACAUGGCAAGAUAACUUCCUUGUAACAUCAGAUGGUCAGAAAAUACUCGCUGCUCUGCAAAACUGUUCGAUUAAAUAGAAAAGCAAACAAAACGCUUGAAAGAGUUUAUUUAUGGAUGACGAAAUAUAAGUCAAGCGCCGGCAUUUGAUUCUAAUUCAUAAUUUUGUUUAACAUUUUUAUUGCUUCAUGGAAGAAAAAGAAAACACAAAUAGAUUGCAUUCACAAUAAGGGAAA